AUGAUUCAGGGCAUGUUCUUUGCCCGCUUUCUUCCACAAAAAGGAACAAAGGUUGUCCACCAAAGUCCUCCAGGGUGUAUCGUUCACGAACCUGGUGUGGAUAAGCCUCGUUUCUUUGACUUCGAGACAAUGGCCGAAUAUAUCAUCCCUAGGCAAGCAUUUUGCAAUCGCUAUGUCACGAUAUGCGACCCAGAUAACAAAUACCGAAUCCUCGGCCAUCCAGUCUGUAUUAAGGAUGAGAAAUACGAGCGCAAUGAAUUCAUGUUCAAUUUUGGUAUCGUCAUUGAUGUCGAAGCAGACAAGAUGCCAUAUGAAGCCGUCGUUCGGCGAUUGGCUAGCACAUUUACAGAAAUGGAAAUCCAGAAUCAGUUUUUAAGCCAGGAACAUGUAUCGACAAAAGACAGCCGGUCUAUCUCCGCAUUACUAGAAAUUAUCAAGGAGGAUCUCAAUAAUUAUAAUGAGUGCAUGAUUCCAGUCGAUGAUGCCAAUACCAUCAACAUGAAGCUCUUCCCAAUCUACAAACACCCACCUCCCGUCAAAUCAUGGCACGUGCCAAUCUCCAAAAUGAAGUUCUCCGAGAUCAUGGACGACACCUGGGACCUGACCAUGAAGAAAGUAAUCCUCCACAUCGACGGCAUUAAAGACGUUCGACGCAUCGCACACGAUGCAGACGUGGCUCUCGACCUUACCAAAAUUGCUCUCCAACACCUCUUAUACUACGACUCCAUCCUAAUGCUCGACAUGUUUAUGUUCGGCAACAUUUACGCGCCAACACCAUCAAUCAACGAUUUCCUAUCCGACAAGGAUGGUAUGCAGGAUGAAUGUGCUAAUUACGUGUAUAUUAACGGACCGCGCCUCUCAAAUCAAUAUCUCUGCAGCCUCUUCGCUACUCUUUGCUCAUCCCGGACGCUCAAGGAAUGGCUAAAGCUGCAUCUAGACCAGGGCUUUCCCGUUCUGAAUUACGUGGAUGUUCGGCGGUUUAUCCAGUUCGGUGUGAUUAAAGGCUUGCUAUAUCGGGUUCAUAAGUACACCGUAUCCUCACAAUACAUUAAAUCGAUUGUCUCUGGACGGAGCGUGGAUAUCCAAGGUGGAGGGGCUUUGCAGAAAUACGCCGAUGGAUGUCAUUGUUUUGACCAGAUUAUGGUGGAGCAGAAUAUGAGCGAUCAGAAAAUCAUGGAGCAUUUGAGGAAAUUCCCAAAAGGGGAUGUGGAAAUAAUAUAUCGUUGA
Venustampulla echinocandica is the source of this 1227-nucleotide messenger RNA. Its product is annotated as Nitrogen permease regulator 2. The transcript is spliced from 3 exons. Gene Ontology annotation, molecular function: GTPase activator activity. The record is from RefSeq and is a predicted model, not a curated record. NCBI's taxonomy places the organism in Eukaryota, Fungi, Ascomycota, Leotiomycetes, Helotiales, Pleuroascaceae. Gene Ontology annotation, biological process: negative regulation of TORC1 signaling; positive regulation of autophagy. The coding region runs from base 1 to 1227 and encodes 408 amino acids. Gene Ontology annotation, cellular component: GATOR1 complex; vacuolar membrane.